Molecule: messenger RNA, 2333 nt
Organism: Cataglyphis hispanica
Lineage: Eukaryota; Metazoa; Arthropoda; Insecta; Hymenoptera; Formicidae
Gene: qsm
Exons: 8
Coding region: 291-1523 (410 amino acids)
Source: RefSeq, a predicted model, not a curated record
ACGGGGAACAUCGCUCGCGUGUCUUUAUCAAGGCCCAGUCCGGUCUUCGGUCCUUUCCACCGACGGGCUUAUUCACAAGAUCCCGCGAACGGUGAGAGAGGAGAGUCGUUCCUAAGCAGAGAGCCGAGCAUGUCCGACUAAAUGACAGUUCCUCGCGAAUAAUACGAAAAUCUAUUCGUACCCUUUUCCUUUUUUCCCCAUCUCUUCCUUUUUCUCCUCUCCUUAUUUACUUAGCCUCAAGGCCGAUCGCGAGUACACAGUCCGCGAGCGUUUCGUAAUUAUCCAGAGAAAUGGACAUGGCUGACCGUUUCUGGAGACUGGCCCUGUGCUGGAUAUGCAUCGUCGGGUUUGCACGCGCCAAUGUGCAAAGCAAAGUGAGAUGUACCAAGCAGAUGAUGGAGGUGGAUAUAGUAAGGAGUAGUCCGCAGGCAAAGAUAUAUCUUCAACAAUUUAAACAUUUUCCAGAUGAGGCUUGUAAGCCGCAAUUUCAUGAUGGCGUUGCCACGUUCAAAUUAUCAUUGCUGGAACAGGACAUGUUGCGAUGCGGUAUUACAAGAGUUGUUAACAAAGUCACGGGUCAGAAGAUGUACUAUCAUCGGGUAAUAGUGGAAGAGCCAGCAGAUUCCAGCAAACACACGUUCACCGUGAAAUGCGUAAUCACCGAAGUUGUCGUGGAGCCAGAAAUCGCCAUCGCGUCCAAUCACACGGCGGUACGACGGAGCGUUCUUCCGGCGGGCUUUCAGGAACCUGAAGUGAUCGAUAUACGUGAAGAAAUUUCGGGAGCGGCACCAGUUCCAAUCCUCGGUGUCGGAGUGAGGCAGGGUGGAGUCUUGGUGACCGGCGAACUCAACGUUAGUCCUGGCACACCGUUGCAAAUGGAAAUAUUUUUGGACAAUGACUCAGCCCCAAUCUACGGUCUGCUUGUGACUUACAUGCUGGUCACCGAUACCAAAAAGCAGGAAGAAACAAUUAUUAUUAACGGGUGUUCUGUCGAUCCAUACUUGUUCGAAAACUUUAAUACCGUAGACGGCGACUUUUUGACGGCAAAAUUCCGUGCUUUCAAAUUUCCGGAAAGUACUUACGUCCAGUUUCGUGGUACUGUUAAUGUCUGCUUAGAUAAAUGUUCAGGGAUCGAAUGCAGCAAUGGUCAAGUUGGUUUUGGUCGAAAAAGGCGAGCUAUUGAGAUGUCACGCACAGACAAGAACAAAUUAUUCGAGGUAACCAUGUCGACAUUCAUCAAGGUCGAUUCCGCAGAUGACGUCAUGAUCGAUCAAGUACUCUCGGAGUUCAUUAGGAAGGGUAAGAACAAAACGCACACGAAGGAGAGGGCAGUAAUUGCCGAAGAAAUCGGGGAGCAGUCUGACCCGACGACAAUUAGGACGCACGAGAGAGCGUUUCUUGCGGAAGAAAUUAAGGAACAGUUUAAAUACAAAGUCACCGAGGUGGUGGUCAAUUGUUCUUCGUGUUGUACGCUAAACUUGAGUCUUCUCUUGAUGUUUUUUUGCUUCUACAAAUUCUUGUAGAGAAAUUGAUGAGUUUCGUGCUUCCUGAAAAAUAAUUGCUAAUUGUAAAUAAGAUGCAGUCUUUGAUAUUAAAAGCGUGAAGGAAAAUAAAAAAAGUACUGCUUUUGAGAACUUGAUAACUAACUUGCUCACUAAUAAUCGAAAUGUCGAUCGUAAUGGCAGUAGAUCAUCAAUUACAUAUAUGCAUAAUGAUGAUCAUAUACACAUCGAUUGUAUACAGUCAAAAUGUGCCUAUAUAGAAGAGCAUUGAAAGAAAUUUGUUUUGUAAUGCUAAUAUUCUCUAGUGUAAUUUCCAUCUUCAAGAAAAAAUUUGUAUCAUUAUACAAUAUAAAAUUAUCGGCAAAUUAUCACGCAAAGCAUUUUUUACGUGUGAUAUAAAAUAUAAAAAUACAUAAGAAUUUAGUUGUUAGACGACCAAUUCGGCAAAAUUAAAUAGUCGAAUUUGAAAUCCGGAAGAAACUUAAAAAGUGAAUACACUUUAUCUUGGCGCUAUUAUAAUAAGCAGUAACAUAUGAUUUCUCCGCUUUGCGACCGCCGAAUUUUCAAUCAUGUAUAACACUUCAGUUUUAUUAUAUUUUUUUAUUACGUAUCUUAAAUAACUGCCGUAUUUCUUGAUGGAAUAACUGCCAAAAGAAAAUUGGCCUUUGCGAGCGGAGAAAGUGGAAUACCUAGUCGUGCGACGAGGUGUAAUAUUAUAAUGCGACUUAAUUAUUUAAUAAGUAAUUAUUAAUUGCGUAUUUCGUAAUCCCAGUCUAAUUAUUACGUAAAUAAAUGUAAAAUAAUUAAAUAAAUCGACAGAUGCGACAAUGA